UCGUGCAUGUCUCUGCAUCGCACUGACGUUACAGUUCCUGUUACAUGCAGCAUGCAAGUAAACAGCACUGAAAGCUACCACAUCCCCUACCUCAAGGGUUUUGAUUUAUUAUUACCAGCUUGCAGCAAGGAUUGUGAAAACCCAGCUGAGCUGAAUUAUUAACCUGAGUGCUAUGCUAUGUCCUUUCAGAAUGAUUUUAAGGAAAAAAAGAAAAACACUAUACUUUGCUUUGACUGCAUCAGUUGUUUUGUUGGUUUUCAAGUGGCAAAGUAGAAUACCAGCAAUUGACAAGGAUAAUGAAAGAAAACAUCGUGCUUUGGUUCCUGAAGUUACUAAUAAUGUGACUGAGACAAGCCUGUGCUUACCAAAUAAAGCAUACUUCAACCAGUCUGCAAAGCUACCCAAGGUAUACCAGAACUUCUUGGAAUAUAAACACUGCAGGACUUUCCAAACUUUGCUGAAACCAAAGGAAUGCACUGAAGAAUUGUUUCUUCUAUUAGCUAUUAAGUCCAUAGCUUCCAACAUAGACAGACGAAUCACAAUUCGAAAUACCUGGGGAAAAGCAGGAUUUAUCAAUGGAGUUGAAAUCAAACUGGUGUUUCUUCUGGGCGAUACCAAGGACUUCCAAGGUCAGCCACUGCAUCAGUUGUUGGCAUAUGAAACCAGGCGGUUUGGUGACAUCCUUCAAUGGGACUUCCAGGACAGCUUUUUCAACUUGACAUUGAAGGAGAUUCACUUACUCCAAUGGUUUGCUGCAGACUGUCGCUCAGCAAAAUUUGUUUUAAAGGGAGAUGAUGAUGUCUUUGUGAACACCAUGAACGUUUUGGAAUAUCUCAAGGAUCUUGAUCCAAAUCAGGACCUCUUGGCUGGGCACAUCAUUUACAAUGCGAAACCAAAAAGGAAUAAGAAAAUUAAGUAUUUUAUCCCUGAAAUCAUGUACAAACAUAAAACAUAUCCCCCCUAUGCUGGAGGUGGUGGUUAUAUAAUGUCUAGGAAAACUGUGUUACGUCUGUAUGAGGUAGCAGCCAAAAUAGACCUUUUCCCAAUAGAUGAUGUGUUUGUUGGGAUGUGUCUGUUACAGUUGGGGAUAAGGCCCACCUCACAUAUUGGUUUCAAGACGCUUGGUGUACCUAAUGCAUUUGCAUUCCAUCCAUGUUUAUAUAAAGAUCUCAUUGUGGUGCACAAACUGAACCCAGCAGAAAUGUGGAUUAUGUGGAGUUUAGUGACUGACACAAAAUAUAAUUGUGCAAAGAUACAGUGAGAAGAGCACCAAUGAAUUUGAACUUGAGAAAACCUCUGGGAUAAGCGCUGAGCUGGCGGGGUACUGAGAAACUGAAAGUCAAUAAGAUGCUUUAAUAAAAUCUGUUUUAUAAAGCACUGAUGGUAACAUUUAAGGGCAAGAAUAACAGAAAUGAAGAGAGUGGCAUAGUAUGGGCUCAAUUCCCACAUUUUGUGCAUUUUGUGACAAUAGAAUUGCUGUAACUCAAUCUGUUGUUCUGUUUAGCACUGUAAGCUAUUUCUGUGGAAGAACAUUGGAAAUUCUGUGAGAAACUUCAGAGCGAUCUUAAAUAGGAAUAGCAUGGGAACAAAUAUUUCAAAUGCAGUUUCAACAGUCAAUUGCAUUUACAUGUUCCUUUAAAAUAAUUGCAUGUGCUUUAUCACUUCCCAGGUGAAGAGAACAUCAGAGCACCAAUAGACACUGGCUUCUACUAUAUUUUAUUCUGCUUUUCUUUCUUAUUCAUUUAUGGGCCAUGGUCUUGCUAACAAGGCCUGAAUUUAUUGUCCAUCCCAAGUGCCCUUGGGAAGAUGGACUAUGAUGUUUGGUGUUGUGAAGGUACUCCUGUAGUAUUGAUGGGGAGGGAGUUUCACGACUCAGGCCCAAGGCUGGUGGCGGAAUGGCUGUACAUUUCCAUGUCAGGAUGGUUUGUGACUGGGAGGUGUACUGGGAGUUGCUGGUCUGCCUGUCCUUCCAGGUAUUAGAAGUCACAGGUUGUGAGUUGCUGUUAAAUUAGCCUUGGCAUGUAACUUGUAUAUACUGCAGCCAUGGUGUGCUGGUGGUUGGUGAAGUGAAUGGUGGUGAAUGGGGUGACAACCAAAUGGGUUACCUUGUUCUGGAAGGUGUUGAGCUUCUGGAGUACUGGUGAACCUGCACUCAACCAGGCAAAUGGAGAAUAUUCCAUUACUCUCUUGCUUUGUGCCCAAAGUGUAAAAACUUUGAGUCAAAAGGAAUUCUUGAGGGAAUUCACUGGGGAAUACCCAGCCUCUGACCUGCUCACACACUACUAUAUUUAGGUCAUUCCACUCCUCUGAUUUUCUCCUCCAAUUUUCUUUUGAAGACAUUGACUCUCUCACAGAACCAUACUUGUACAAAUUGUGUUCAGCUUCACUUUGGUAGGGGACUCUUCAAGUGUGAGAGUUAACAAUGAAUGCUGACAAACUGAUCUAUAAAAUUAUGAGAAGCAUAGACUGGGUAGACAGUCAGAAUCUUUUUCCCAGGGCAGAAAUUGCAAACACCAGAGGACAUGUUUUUAAUGUGAGAGGAGGAAAGUUUAAGAGAGGUGUGUGGGGCAAGUUUUUUUUAAACAGAGAGUGGCAGGUGCCUGGAACGGGCUGCUGGGGUAGAGGUGGAAGCAGACAUGAUAGUGACAUAUAAGAGGCUUUAAGAUAGGUGCAUGAACAGACAGAGAGUGGAGGGAUAUGGAUCAUGUGCAGGCAGAAGAGGUUUAGUUUAAUUUUGCAUCAUGUUCAGCACAGACAUCGCAGGCUGAAGGGCCUGUUGCCAUGCUGUACUGUUCUUUGUUCUAUAAACAAUCAACCUGUUAAGUAUGGAAUAGCUGAUUCUAAUCCAUACCUCUCCUGAUGAUUGCAUCCUCACAUCAGUAGGGGUCACCUCCAUUCAUUCAAUCAAAUCACCAACCCAGAUUUUAUCACCCAUUCCCUCCCACGAACCCCAUUAUAUCACCACCGCCAGCACCCUGAUCAUUAGUUUCCUCUGACUUAUACAGUAUGUUUCGAUUAGACUGUCCCCAUUUGAUGCCCGUCAUCUCGGUUUACACUGGAAUUUAGCAAAGAAAAAUUCAGUGCAGGAUCCUGCAAAUCACAAAGAUGUUUAGCCAUUGGGAGGCCAGGUGUACAAUGAGGAAAAGGCUGAGAAAGAAUUGGAGAAGAAUAAGUAACCCAAGGAAAAGUGUGUAUGAGGGGCAUGAAGAGAAAGAUGAAAACAGUGGACAACAACCAAAAACAGGGGAGACAGGGGCUGAAGAGAAGCCCAAGACAUGUUAAGUAUUAGAGGAACAAUUUAUAAUAGAGCUGACGUUAGCAAUAUCGCAUGUAAUAUUUGUAAAAUUUGUGAACACAACCCUUCACACGGUAGUGUAGUGGUUAGCGUAAUGCUAUUACAGCGCCAGCGACCCGUGUUCACUUCCGGCCGCUGUCCGUAAGGAGUUUAUACGUUCUCCCCGUGUCUGCGUGGGUUUCCUCUGGGUGUUCCAGUUUCCUCCCACAUUCCAAAAGACAUACAGGUUAGGAAGUUGUGGGCAUUGCUAUAUUGGCGCCGGAAGUGUGGCGACACUUGCGGGCUGCCUCCAGAACAGUCUACGCAAAAGAUGCAUUUCACCGUGUGUUUUGUUGUACAUGUGACUAAUAAAGAUAUCUUAUCAAAAAUUGAUAGAAGUAACUUCAAUGCAAGAAUGAUUGAAAGAUAAUUGUUCAAAAGGUUAUUGAUACACUUUAUGGAAAGGCUCAACAGAAACUCUCCAAGAUAUCAACUGAGACUCAAUGGGCAGCACCCCUGCUUCUGAGUCAGGAGGUUUCGUUUUGAAGUCUCACUGCAGAGCCUUGAGUGCAAAAACCUACAUUAUUGUUGUAGGACAGCAGAGGGAGUGCUGUCGUUCAGGUGAGGUGGUAUACUGAAGCUGUAUCUGUUUGAAACAAAAACAGAAAUGCUGUGGGCGGAGAAACCAGGAUCUGUUUGUUCAGAUGUUUGUAAAAGAUCCCAUGACAUCAUUUUUGAAGAGGAAGGGGGUUAUCCUUCAGUUUCUGGCCAAUAAUUAUCCCCCCAGCAACUUUUCAAAAAACCUAUUCUUGACGCAUUGCAUUGUUUCAGGAUAUUGUGUGAUAUGGUUGCAGCACUUCCUACACUGAACAGUGUCUGUGCUUCAGAGAGACUUCAUUGGCUGUAAGUCACUUUGUGGCCUUGUGAAAUGGAGAUCUUCCCCUUGGAACUCAUUCACUUGAAGACUUCAUUGAUUUGAAUUUAAAGUAAAAUAAAACAUUAAUAUUUUAUUAUCUAAAGUUAAAUAUGAGUUGGCAAAAUGUCUUCCCAUCUACUUUGGUUUUAAUUGCUGGAUGUUCCUAAAUUCUUCAGUUAACAGGACAUGCUGUCUUAGUAUAUCACCAAAGAAGCUAUUUCCAACAAAAUAAUUUAAGAUAUGAUUAACUGGCUGAUUGAUUUUUUUAUAUAUUUCUUGCUGGUUGUAUUUCACCUUAUGUUGGUUCAGUUAACUUAUCAAAUAUUCCCAGGAAGUUGCUCUAUAGUGCCUUCACUUUGAUGGGGCUUUUAACCUAUAAGAAUGGACUGGAGUGUUGUUUUAACCAAUAUUGUGAUAUUUAAUGCUCAGUGUUCAAUAAUGCAGUCAUACAAGCACCCUUAACAAUCUGAGAGGUCACAGCGAUGUAGGCAAAAGCUUGUUUUCUUCAGAGCUAAAAAAUAUCUCUUGCAGUUCAUUUAUUUUCCACUCUUUCAUUUUAGGAAUUAUUGAUGGGUUAUUUACCCACACUCUAUUCAGUAAUUCCAUUGGUACUUUUUCCAUGAAGAUUCUAGCUGAGAUUUUUAGGGUUAAACAAUCACAAGGUUGUUGAUGAAUUGACACUUAAUGUAUGUCUGUGCACUGCUUAAAUACAUAUUUUGCACAACAGGUGGGAACUUUUACCCCCACAUUCCUUCAGUUAUGUUCACAACUUUCUAAAACAUUGAGGGAAGAUCUAGAAUAAAUCUAACCGUUAGAUUUCAUCCUCUUAAACUCAUUCCAACCUGGAUGUCACAUUUUCCCAAGUUAAACCUUGGUCCCAACCCUGGCCUCACCCACCAUCAUCACCAAGAUUUCUUACUGCACUUCUAUACCACCUAUCUCCUUCUCUACCUCAACCCACUUGCUGCUGAAUCACUCAUCCAUCCCUCUGUUACUUCUGUUACGGACUCAGUGAAUGUCCCUUUUAGAUUGUGUGUGUGUGUGUGUGUGUGUGUGUGUGUGUGUGUGUGUGUGUGUGUGUGUGUGUGUGUGUGUGUGUGUGUGUGUGUGUGUGUGUGUGUGUGUGUGUGUGUGUGUGUGUGUGUGUGUGGCGUGCUUACGUCAAUAGAAAAUAAAGGACGUAAUGACGUUGUUGAAGAAGUCAGAAGAGAGAGAGAAGGGAGAGAGACACCAGCCUGCUAGUGUUCUCUAUCGAUGGAUGAGAAACAAUAACUGUGUCUGCCACUGAAAUCCAUGUAUGGAAAUUGGAAGUAAUCCGGUGGAGUUCACUUUGUUGCUGACCUGUAGAAGGAAACGGGUAUUUGUGUGGACGCCCACGAUUCGGAUGCUUUUCGGGGUGAGGAAGUCACUACCGAGUAAACACUGAAGUGUCGUUUGGGUUCCAUCGUGGAACAUUUGGAUUUCGUAUUUACUCUCCCUAUGUUCUCUACAUCUACGUCUUAUCUUCAGACAACGGUGGUUGUUGAAGAAGCCUUUGCUCAUGUUUCACCUUAUGGCUUGCGGAACUGAACUUUAAGAACCAUUCCUGGACUUGGAGUUUGGGACUUUGUCACACACACACACGAAGAGUUUAGUUUUUGGGGUUAAUGUUCAAGGUUUAACAUUUUUGAAUUCUAACAUACUAACAUUUUUACUUUUAUUUUACGUAUGGUCAUAAGUAGUGAUUAAUAAAAUAGUUUUUAACACUGAAUCAUGCUCAGUGUGUUUCUUUUGUU
This is a messenger RNA of Pristis pectinata (smalltooth sawfish), 5965 nucleotides long. RefSeq names its product N-acetyllactosaminide beta-1,3-N-acetylglucosaminyltransferase 4-like. Lineage: Eukaryota; Metazoa; Chordata; Chondrichthyes; Rhinopristiformes; Pristidae. Gene Ontology annotation, cellular component: membrane. The transcript is spliced from 2 exons. The record is from RefSeq and is a predicted model, not a curated record. The coding region runs from base 173 to 1261 and encodes 362 amino acids. Gene Ontology annotation, molecular function: hexosyltransferase activity.